This is a messenger RNA of Penicillium cosmopolitanum, 810 nucleotides long. RefSeq names its product SDR family NAD(P)-dependent oxidoreductase. Gene Ontology annotation, molecular function: oxidoreductase activity, acting on the CH-OH group of donors, NAD or NADP as acceptor. The transcript has 4 exons. Lineage: Eukaryota; Fungi; Ascomycota; Eurotiomycetes; Eurotiales; Aspergillaceae. Bases 1 to 810 code for a protein of 269 amino acids. The record is from RefSeq and is a predicted model, not a curated record.
AUGGUGCAAUCACUUCGCCUGCAAAAUAAAGUGGCCAUUGUGACCGGCGCGUCUUCUGGUCUAGGCCGAGCCAUCGCUCUACGAUACGCCCAAGAGGGUGCGAAAUUGGUUUGUGCCGACUUGACAGUAACACCACGCUCUCGAGAGGAAUCCGCAUUCACAACACAUGCCUUGAUUAUCCAGAAUGGAGGCAAGGCAAUUUUUGUCCAGACCGACGUUGGUGAUGCAGCACAAAUGGAGAACUUAGUACAGGCCACAGUUCGGGAGUAUGGAAGACUCGAUAUUCUUGUCAACAAUGCGGGAAUUAGCGUAGAGGCGCGCAGUCCAGCUGUUCUACAUCUAACCGAUGAAUCGACAUGGGACUUAACAAUGCGAGUGAAUGUUAAAUCUGUGUUCCUUGGCUGUAAAUAUGCACUUGCACAGAUGCUAGCUCAGGAGCCACACUCAUCUGGUGAUCGAGGAUGGAUUAUCAACAUAUCUUCAAUUAUGGGCAUGAUUGCGGGACCCGAGAACCCCUCAUACUGUGCAUCAAAGGGCGCCGUGAGUCAACUCACAAGACAGAUUGCCUUGGACUAUGCUCCGCACAAUAUUCAUUCUAAUGCACUCUGCCCUGGAUACACCCAAACUGCCAUAUUCAGGGAAACUACCAGCAAUUGUACCCCUUGGGACGAUCUUAACCGCCGACACCCUUUGAAGGGCCCUGGAUUCCCUGAUGAUAUUGCAAAGAUGGCUGUUGUCUUGGCGAGCGACGAUGCGAACUGGGUAACAGGAGUCUGUCUGCCUGUAGAUGGUGGUUAUACCGCCAGAUAG